GAUUAUCUCAACGCUGUACGGUGGUCAACGGAGGCAGUUCAUGUGACAUCGAAUUCCCCACGGCCCUGUUCGUAGCUCCGUGACGUCAAGUUGACGCCACAAUUGACAUACUACAUUAUGCACAUCGACAUGGAACUUCAAGUGCCAAUACGCCCUCACCGACAGUGAUGAGUGUUUAUCAGACAACCUCAGCGGAGCUAACCGAGUAACAGUGACCGUUACAUUACUAGUGUCUUUGAACUUAGGGAAAUUGCUGAUGAAAGUUUACAUCCACACAAGGUGCAAAGGCGAUUCACGAAAGGGAUAGCUGCAACAACGGGACUGGAACCACGUUCAGCAGGCCCCCUUUGCAGACUAAGCGGUUAGGGAAAAUUUGUUCUGAAACAUAAGCGAUGCAUAGUAUGCAGUGCAUGACUACUACCUGUUGACGUAACUAUUACGGCACGGUCCACUUUGUGCUGUCCUUGCGUUUUCAUAGGAAACACCAAUCAGGCAACUAAUGAGACACGUUUACAAUAAAACUUCUUCUGAAUUGGUAAAGGGGUUAUUUGUUGGAUGUAAAACACUAACUUCGAAAUCGUCAAUCCUUAUUUCGAUGACUCGUACACCGGAAUCAAGGUAAGAAUGGUGAAGCUGCUUUCUUUUUUGUGAUGUGACGCCGCAAAUCACGUCGUGGUGAAAAUGGAAAACUCGAGUCUUGUGACCGAUGAGAGUGCCACUUUGAACAGGACAUUUCCUAUCGGUGUCACGGACGACUUUGAUUCACCGAGGAAGUAUUCCCUACUUGUGCAGUACUGGGCCCUCGUGGUCGGUAUACCAGUGGACACCCUGGGCUUUUUAGGGAAUCUUAUGACCAUCAUCGUGGUGGCUAAAACGCCGGUUCUCAGGACACCCACUAACCUUUUCAUCAUCAGCCUGAGCGUGUCGGACCUCUUGUAUUGUACCAUCGUGCUGCCAGUUCUCCUGACGACAUUCUACCGCAACGCCUGGGUCUUUGGCCCGGUCUUCUGCCGGAUUCACCCCUUGCUCAUGGUCACCUUCGUCGGGGCAACUAUCAUGUCCCUAGCCGGUACCGCCUUCGGGCGCUGCCUCAAAAUCACCCAGUCGCCGCUUUAUGGUAAACUGUUCACCAUCAAGUGGCGGGCAACCGUCAUGAUACUGGUGUGUUGGCUCUUACCGUUAAUAUUUCUCCUCCCGCCCAUCACGGGGGUCUGGGGAGACCUGGGCUACGAGCCAAAGACCCUAACCUGCACCUUUCUCCGCGGAGGGAGUAAUUCCGGCUACAGUAUGUUCUUCAUGAUAUCCGCGCUGAUCAUCCCGACAUUCUCGAUAACUUUCUGCUACCUGAAAAUCCUACAGACCGUCUGUGCUAACCACAAGCGCGUCCGGAAGAUGAGGGUAGUGCCGGCGGACGAGGUGUCGACCGCCACGGAGACUGGGGCCAUGGGUUCGAUCAAACGACAGCGGAGGAUGGCUUACCGGGAGGACAUCCAAUACACCAAGAUGAUGCUGUGCAUCUUCCUGGUCUUUAUUGUCUGCUACGUGCCCUACAUGAUGGCGACCCUGGUGGACCCACAGGUAAAGAACAUGACCUUCCACUUCUUCUGCGGGUCGUGUGUGUGGUUCAGCAGCUGUCUCAACCCCAUCGUAUACGUGAUAAUGAACAAACACUUCAGGCAGGCCUGCGUUAAGCUCUUGCCGGCCACCAUGCGGGGUCGUGAAGUGACGGAAGUUGUUGGCUUGUAGACAUGUAUAAUCUCUUGCGACGUCAAAGCCACAUAAUGUAUUUUUCUUCGUUUUUGAAAACCCUAACAACGGAGCACUACGCGCAUAUGCAAAGACCCAAGCGGAGCGUGUCGAGCUGAGAAAAGAACAUUUAGUUUGAAUGAAUGACUGGUAAUUUACUAUAAUGAGGUUUGCUCUCUUCUUGCCUGUCACAAAUGCCCGAGUGCCCCUCAAGUUCAGGCGAGUGAUAUUGAGAAUUAUUUACUCGUGUGGUUUACAAGCGCGUAAUUAAGAUCCAAACUCAGUGUCAAUCUCGGCCUACCCUAAAAGCCAGUCGAGCAAAACAGUUUCUGCCGGUGUUUACGUGUUUUCCAACCCACCCUUUCAUUGCAUCCAAUGCAGCUUAAGACAUUAGGCCUAUUUAUAGAAACUACGGACUUCGUUUACGAAGGCAUUCAUUCUCGGUGAUACAAUAUCGAAUCGCUUUGUUCAGCAUGAAUGUAUAUAUACCUGCUUGUUACUGUAAGCCUUAUAUGGAUGGAUUUGAAUGAAUUUAUAUUGUAUAAAAAUUGUAAUAUAAUAAAAUGUGAUGCAACAAAUGAAUGCUGACAGAUAGGCAGGGUACAAGAGAGAGCUGUCUCAACCUCAGCGUGUAUAUACGUGCAAGUGAACAAACACUUCAGACAGGCCUGCGCCAAGUUCCUGCUCUGCGAGGUUGUGAAGUGACGGGAUUUGUUGCUUAGACGUUCAUAUCUCUUGCGGCGUCAAAGCCACGUUAUGUAUUUUUUUUCGUUUUAAAAUACCGAAACAAGCGAGUACCACUAUGAAAAUGUAAAUUUCCGUCAAAUCUGCUGGCAAUAUCACGGAUGAAAUUUACAACUCGCGAGGCUGCCACGGUAAAAUGGCUGUUUGUAUUCAAUAGCAGCAAAAAGAGAUGUUAAUUAACAAUCAUUGUUUUACAAAUGAAUUCAAGACAGCCAUUCCAUGUCCGCAAUUUUCAAUAAACAAUAGUUUGGGUUCAUUUUUGUUAUCCUUCCCACCCAAAAAGGAUCCCUAAAUUGUUGAGUGUCCGUUGGUAACUGAAGUAUUUUUCACAGCAGUAACACCGGGGCACAUUUAUAAUCCUAUUUAGAAUAAUUUGUUUUUCAAAACGUAAACCAGAUACUUUUCUUAAAGAUUGAACGGCAAUGAAUAUUUGCACAAGAUAGUUUCUGCCUGGCGUUAACUUUUGGUUCCCGAGCCUUUUUACCCACGUCUCAAAAAAAAAAAUUAACAGCAACCCUAACGUCUUGAGGCCUCAACGGCAGGUUUAAUUGCAUGUAUGGACACAAUCCUUAUACCUGAGCCAUUAUUAAGGGACAGCUAUUGCAGGUGGCCACGGUAGUUUUUAAAAAGAACCAUCUGAAAGGGAUCUUAUUUCUUUCCAUUUGACGUAAAAAUCGCCUGCAUGGGACAAAACCGAAAGGAAUGUGCCGACAUCAGCAUAAGUUCCCUGCAAAACAGCACCUUACUGGUUUACCAUGCACACAUGCACAGAAAACAGACGAAUCAUUGAAUUACCGCUCGAUAUUUUAUACUGUGUUGACAAUUCCAUUUCUGUCCAACUCCCUUACACGGUAAAAACCCAACGCCCAUAUAUAAAUGCGUCUCGGCGUUAAUUGUAAGUAUGUAACCGUUUGAAACACAUAUUUGGAAAUAAACACGUUUCAGUGUCAAAGUAUACCGCCCGAUAAACGUGUUUUGAGUCCUUUUUUUUGGAACACCCAACACGUCUUUG
This is a messenger RNA of Acanthaster planci (crown-of-thorns starfish), 3502 nucleotides long. Its product is annotated as protein trapped in endoderm-1-like. Gene Ontology annotation, biological process: G protein-coupled receptor signaling pathway. Gene Ontology annotation, molecular function: G protein-coupled receptor activity. Gene Ontology annotation, cellular component: membrane. The record is from RefSeq and is a predicted model, not a curated record. Lineage: Eukaryota; Metazoa; Echinodermata; Asteroidea; Valvatida; Acanthasteridae.